Aplysia californica (California sea hare) is the source of this 936-nucleotide messenger RNA. RefSeq names its product EEF1A lysine methyltransferase 2. Gene Ontology annotation, molecular function: protein-lysine N-methyltransferase activity. Gene Ontology annotation, biological process: peptidyl-lysine monomethylation; peptidyl-lysine dimethylation. Bases 183 to 857 code for a protein of 224 amino acids. Lineage: Eukaryota; Metazoa; Mollusca; Gastropoda; Aplysiida; Aplysiidae. Gene Ontology annotation, cellular component: cytoplasm. The record is from RefSeq and is a predicted model, not a curated record. The transcript has 7 exons.
CAGUUCCAUCACUAAUCACAACACACGACUACACAAGUUUACACAGAUCUAGAGAUCUAUAAAGAAGUCAAAUCUUGCUGGCUUAAUAAACAUACUUCGAUUGGAGCAUUGAAUCAUUCAGAAGCGUUCUUACCUGCGACUGAUGGUGUUUGCAGUGGCUUUCAGACUGGACCUGCAACAGAAUGGAAAAACAAAAUGAUGCUGAUUUUGAAUCCUCAGAACUGGGAACAAAGCAAUACUGGGAUGACACGUACGCCCGAGAACUUGAAGCCUUUGGUGAUGUUGGAGAUGUUGGUGAGAUAUGGUUUGGGGAGGAGGUACAGGACAGAAUGGUGAGAUGGUUGACGAAACAGGAAGAGGUUCUCGUCUCGUCUCGGAUUCUUGACUUGGGCUGCGGCAACGGCAUGCUCCUUCUGGCUUUGAGAGAAGAGGGAUAUGAAAACCUUGUUGGAGUGGACUACAGCGAGGGGGCGAUACAGCUGGCGAAGCAAGUAGCAGAGAAAGAAGAGCUGCAGGGUGUGGAGUUUCAGGUGUGUGAUAUCCUAGCAUCUACGGCAGUGGAGGGUUUGUGCGCCGGUGGCAAGUUUGACGUGUGUCUUGACAAAGGCACGUACGACGCCAUCUGCCUCCUGCGCCCCGAGGUGACCACAGACAGAGAUAUGUAUCGGCAACAUGUGCACGCCGCCCUGCGGCCCGGCGGGCUUCUCCUGCUCACCAGCUGCAACUGGACCAAGGAACAGCUGACGCAGCAUUUUGAGGCUGAUUUUGAUUUGAUGGAUGAACUUCCUGCUCCCAAAUUCACUUUUGGAGGUCAAACUGGACAGACGGUGACCAGUCUAGCUUUCAGGAAGAGAUGACCAAAGCUGUGAAAUUCACUUUUUGUUGUUGUUUUUUUUGUGUGUAAUAAAGUUGAUCUUACCUGAGCUCUGUGCACAA